Diorhabda sublineata is the source of this 3034-nucleotide messenger RNA. RefSeq lists its product as uncharacterized. The record is from RefSeq and is a predicted model, not a curated record. Bases 1 to 450 code for a protein of 149 amino acids. The transcript is spliced from 3 exons. NCBI's taxonomy places the organism in Eukaryota, Metazoa, Arthropoda, Insecta, Coleoptera, Chrysomelidae.
AUGGCGACUUUUUAUGCCAAUCCAGAUGAAACAAACGAACUCUGGAUUGAAACAGCUGCUCUCGAAACACCAAGAUUUAGAAUUUGGCACUACAUAUUUUUUUGUUUUUCAGCUUUUACUGUAUUCGUUGUCCUUUUUUGCUGUUGCAUUAAAAUACGUGUACCUAGAACGAAACAAGAAAUCGAAGCAGACUAUUGUAGAAAAAAAUUGGCAGUAAAAUUUAGAGAGAGACUGAAGCUAAUUAAGAAUCAAGAAAUGAAUAACAUGGAUUUAGAAAGAGCAUUGCAAAUCAUUCAAGAUGACUACAAAGAGGAGAGAAUGCGACUUAAUCUUUCGACCCCUACAGGAACUACUAACAAUCCUAACCCCGAUAAUAUUGCCGAACCGCAGCAACCUUUUCGGAAAUUUUCGUCUCUAAUAUUGUCUACUAAAUUUUCAAUGAAACCUUAGGUAUAAAAUAAGUUUUAUGUUAUUAAGCAAAUAGAAAACUGAUUAUUGAUAUACCUAGUGGCGGCUCGGGGUAAAAAAUUUUAGGUGUUCUGCAAUUUACCAAAAAAAAUUUUUUUCGUCUGUCAAAAUUCUAUUACUUUCCGUUUUUACCGAGGCUAGAUUAGGUUUAUACCAUAUUUUACUAAUUUACUGUCUCAAGAAUGUCACAAACAAUUUAAACAGAUUUAACACUUCCCGAAACUUAACCGUGUCGAAAUUAAGGUAUGCUUCGCGACUCGAGAGUUCAAUUUAGUUCGUCACCAAAAAGUAAUCAGAGAAAACAAUAUGUGAUGCAUUUGUUGGAUGUCAAUAAAAAUCUAAUCAUUUUUAACAUAAAUAUCUUGAGUUAAUUUAUUUGUGUAGCUCUUUCUCUACUUGCAACAGGUUUUUCUAUAAUAAUAAAGUAAUAUGGUAAACGCCUGCAUUUAGUUUAUAAUUGUUCCUCUUGUUCGUAUUUACAAAAAAAAAACUUUCAUAUUGCACAGAAUCACACUAACUUUAUUGUAGUUAUUCAGUCCAAAUGGUUCUAAAAAGCUAUACAUUUUAGACAGUCGCAAAAAAGCUAUUUACUCGCUAGCUAUCUACCCACCUAUUACGCUGGAAUGAACGCAGCAACUUCUCCAAUUAGACACGCCACUGUUGAUCAUGGAAAGAGCGCGCAGAGCACGUUCGUUUAUACUAGAUGAAUAAUAAUACUCCAACAGCUUGAAUCGAAAGGUAGAUAUUAUUCAACUGGUCAACUCCACUGAGUUGUAUAAGGUAUUACCAUGCGACUGUGAAGUAUUAAAAAUUUUCUAUUGGAUAAGUUAUAGAAAAUUAUCAUUUCUAUCACUAGCCGUCCCUGGGUACCUAAUUAUUCUUUUAAAUGAAAAAUUUCUCUAGCGCGUAACGCUGCGAAUCUUUAGCAAUGAAUCUAGGCUUAAAUUUAAAAGAAGAAAAAGACAUUUAUUAUUGUCUAAAAAUUUUAUUUGUAAUAUUUAUAUCAAAUUUUUCAUUCUUUUCAACAAUUAAUCAAAAAAGAAGAAAUUAAAUAAUUCUACUUAAUACAAUUCAUUAUUACACAACAAAUAUGUACAACCUGCUAAAAAUAAAAACAAAGCUCCCUAUAUGAUCCCAUACUCUAGCAAAACAUCAUGAAAAGUCAGGGCCGGAUUAAGCUAGUGGCUUGGGGGGGGCUAUAGCCCCGGGCCCCAGGUCCAAGAGGGCCCCAUCAUUUGGAAAUCAUUCUGUAUUUUUUGAUGUGUUGAUACAACAAAUCUAACGUAUUGAUAUUAUUUUGUGAAUUUUUUCGGGAUUCCGAAGUCCUUAAGGGGGCCCCGUCAUUAUUUUAGCCCCGGGCCCUUAUAAAUCUUGAUCCGGCCCUGUGAAAAGUGUAUGUUGCAAGACAACUGGAUGUCUGUGUGAAACUAUUAGGUGAAUGAUAAAAACACUGUACGUUUGAUAUGGAUAUUGAUAGAAUUUGUGUAGAAAAUCACUCAUAAUUUAGACAAAAAUUAUUAGAAUUAUUAACAAUCUAAUAUACAGACACAUUAAAUUGUUCUACGAAUUGGAAAAAUCAGUAUAGGUAUUACUAAAUAAUGAUAGCUACUAUCCAUAGGAUAUAAAAUUAAUUUAAAAUCUACAACUUUGUUAACCAUAUUAUUUACACAGUUUUUUAGGGAUAUAUAUUCAUUUUAUCAUUUACAGAAUUAUAUAACAACUAUAAACCUAACAGUUUAAAUUCAAUUGUAUUUCUUUUUUUGUUUCAAAAUGUUUAAAGCAGUGUUGUUGGAGGAACUAUAGCUUUGGAAGUCAACACAUAAGCUUAUAUAUUUUGAUUACUAGUCAAGGAUUAAUUAAGAAAGAGUGGUUAGGAUUAAAACUGAAUACAAUGUUUACUACCACUGUUUGAUGCACGUUUCUAUAAUCAAGUUAGCCUCUUCAGGUUUGGUUUUUAAAGGUAGCUUGAUUAUCUUAAUCCGCGACAUACUGUGUGAUUAUGAGUAUUGGUAUAGUUGUAGUAACAAGUAUCACGAACAGUUCCAUACAUUCCAAAUUUUCGGUAAUUUUGAUAACAGCUUGUUACCUAGCAAAAACUGAAAGGUACAAGUGAUUUCCCAAGGACAAUAUUAUUUGAAUUAGAGAAUAUACUAGUGAUGGAGAUGAAGUGAUUUGAAUAACAGUUUCGGUUGAACUUAAGUCGGAUCGUUGGAAGUCUUCCAUCACGAGACUCUAUCUACGAUUUAUCAAACAUAUAUUUUCUACAUAUUACCUCCUUCUAUUGAACAAAAUUACCUAAAAUCGAUUGUCUUCUUCACAAGACCAACCACAAGACACACGUAAGAGUGUACCUAACCUAACCAAUCCGACUUUGAUGAAUUAAUCCAGAUAAUCGAAGUUUUAUAUUAUUUGUUCUAUACAACAUACUAUUAAAAUACAUAUCCAUAAAUGAGAUAAUCUAUGAAAAUAAAAGUUAUUGUACAAUUUAUAAUUUGUUCAGUUUAUAUGUAUCUAUCAUUAAAAUGUGAAUCUUAAUAUUAUAAAAUACAUAAUAAUGUUCCGCGUA